Molecule: messenger RNA, 4254 nt
Organism: Dromiciops gliroides (monito del monte)
Lineage: Eukaryota; Metazoa; Chordata; Mammalia; Microbiotheria; Microbiotheriidae
Gene: ATP4A
Product: ATPase H+/K+ transporting subunit alpha
Biological process (GO): potassium ion import across plasma membrane; intracellular potassium ion homeostasis; intracellular sodium ion homeostasis
Cellular component (GO): membrane
Molecular function (GO): ATP hydrolysis activity; P-type sodium:potassium-exchanging transporter activity; magnesium ion binding
Source: RefSeq, a predicted model, not a curated record
AUGACCGGAACCGCGGCUCAGGGCAGGUCCGAGUUCCUGACCAUCGUCCCGGCACAGGGAGACAUUUACCUGGGCACCUCCUAUUACUUCAUCUGCAAAGUCGAGGCUCGCCUUCGAUGGCUGGGACCUGGUGGGGAAGAGGUGACUCUUGGAGGGUCCCCCUUCUCGGCUGAGCCCAUCGACGAGGCUUCAGUGGGGUUGCGAGUGACUCUGAGCGAGCCAGAGAAGCCCCGUAUCCUCAGCCUUAACAUCAGCCCCACGGUUGGGGAGGAGGGGUCUGUCGCGGAGCUGCAAUGCAAAGUCUCAGGCAUCCCCCAGCCCAACAUUACCUGGGAACAUCAGGGCUUGGUCCUCGGAGAUAAGGGUCGGGUGUCGGUACCGGAUGGGAUUCUGAGCAUCCGGGAGCUGGAGCCGUCGGAUGCCGGGGUUUACACUUGCGAGGCGUCGAUAGUCGAGCGCAGGGAGAGAGCGCGGGAAAACGUGACGCUGAGGGUGACUUUCCGUCCCCGGCUGGAGGGACCCAAAGGCGACGCGGUAUGGACGCGCAGGGGUCGAUUGACGGUGCUGGUGCACGGGGAAACAGCCACCGGAACUCUGCCUAUCUUGGAAGGGCAACAGCCUCCGGGAAGUUCGCCAGGGGGCGCCCCAUCUACUCACCUUCCAGUUCACUCCUUCUCCGAUGGAGAAGGCAGAUUUCACCCCGAUGAAGCUCCUGGCCUCCAAUUCUUUUGGCACCACGGAGCUGGAGAUCCAGGUACUGGAAGUACCAGGGACCUUCAAGGACUGAGUUUGGGUGUGACUGGGAGCCUGGAAGCCCGGGUGUCUGAAGGCGCUGGAGCUGAAGGCCCAGAUGCCUCUGACUCGGGGGUGGGGGCCAGGACCACGCAAUUGUUCAGAAUGUGGAGGGUACCAGUGUCCUUAAAGGGGGGAGAUAACCUUUUGCUCUCCCUGCAAAAGGAGGUGACAGGCCCCGGGAUAGGUGCCUCUAUGUCUGGGGUACAGGCAGCUGUGAUAACAGCUCUCUUCUUGAAGGACACGGGAGAGGAGGCAAGCAAGGCCCCCUUGGGGAUCCAGGGGAGGCUGAGGCCGUGUCCAGGAUCCUGGCUGAGGGUGACGGGUGGCUUCUGUCCCCUCUUGUUUCCAUUGUCCUCCCUCCACCAGGACAAUUAUGAAAUGCACUCAGUGGAACUGGGCCGGAUGGGCCCUGGGGGAGACAUGGGAGCAAAGCUUCAGAAGAAGAAGAAAGGAGGCGGUGGGGGGAAGAAGGAGAGGCUGGAGAACAUGAAGAAAGAGAUGGAAAUUAAUGAUCACCAGCUUUCGGUGGAAGAACUGGAGAAGAAAUACCAGACAAAUGCAACGAAGGGUCUGUCCACCCGCUUGGCAGCUGAGAUCCUGCUCCGAGAUGGGCCUAAUGCCUUGCGCCCCCCCAAAGGCACGCCUGAGUAUGUGAAGUUUGCCAGGCAGUUGGCAGGGGGGCUCCAGUGCCUCAUGUGGGUGGCAGCAGCCAUCUGCCUCAUCGCCUUUGGCAUCCAGGCUGGAGAGGGGGACCUCACCACAGAUGAUAAUCUCUACUUAGCUCUUGCUCUCAUCGCUGUCGUUGUUGUUACUGGCUGUUUUGGUUACUACCAGGAGUUUAAAAGCACGAACAUCAUUGCCAGCUUCAAAAACCUUGUGCCACAGCAAGCCACCGUGAUCCGAGAAGGGGACAAGUUCCAGAUCAACGCUGACCAGCUGGUGGUGGGAGACCUGGUAGAGAUCAAGGGAGGUGACCGCGUGCCGGCAGACAUCCGUGUCCUGUCUGCUCAGGGCUGCAAAGUAGACAACUCUUCGCUGACUGGAGAGUCAGAGCCACAGACCCGUUCUCCAGAGUGCACCCAUGAGAGCCCCCUGGAAACACGCAACAUCGCCUUCUUCUCCACCAUGUGCCUGGAGGGCACAGCUCAGGGCUUGGUGAUAAACACCGGGGACAGGACCAUCAUUGGGCGCAUUGCGUCACUGGCCUCGGGUGUAGAAAAUGAGAAGACACCGAUCGCCAUAGAGAUAGAGCACUUUGUGGAUAUCAUUGCUGGCCUUGCCAUCCUCUUUGGUGCCACCUUCUUCGUCGUGGCCAUGUGCAUUGGCUACACCUUCCUCCGGGCCAUGGUCUUCUUCAUGGCCAUUGUGGUGGCUUACGUGCCCGAAGGACUGCUGGCUACUGUCACGGUCUGUCUGUCCCUGACUGCCAAACGCCUAGCUCGGAAGAACUGUGUGGUCAAGAACUUGGAGGCUGUGGAGACACUGGGUUCUACUUCUGUGAUCUGCUCAGACAAGACAGGAACGCUUACUCAGAACCGCAUGACUGUAUCACAUCUAUGGUUCGAUAACCAUGUGCACACAGCUGACACAACUGAGGACCAGUCGGGACAGACCUUUGACCAAUCUUCAGAGACAUGGCGGGCACUGUGCCAGGUGCUAACCCUUUGUAACCGUGCAGCCUUCAAGUCUGGCCAGGAUGCGGUGCCAGUGCCAAAGCGCAUUGUGAUAGGAGACGCCUCAGAGACAGCCCUGCUCAAAUUCUCAGAGCUGACCCUGGGUAAUGCCAUGGGCUACCGGGACCGCUUCCCCAAGGUCUGCGAGAUCCCCUUCAACUCCACCAACAAGUUCCAGCUGUCCAUUCACGAGCUGGAGGACCCGAGGGACAGGCGCCAUGUGCUGGUGAUGAAGGGAGCCCCUGAGCGGAUACUGGAGAGAUGCAGCUCCAUCCUCAUCAAAGGCCAGGAGCUACCUCUGGAUGAGCAAUGGCGGGAAGCCUUCCAGACUGCCUACUUAGCCCUGGGGGGGCUGGGCGAGCGGGUGCUCGGAUUCUGUCACCUCUACCUGAGCGAAAAGGAUUUCCCGCGAGGCUUUGCCUUCAACCCCGAUGAGAUGAACUUUCCCAACAGCGGCCUCUGCUUCGCUGGGCUUGUCUCCAUGAUCGACCCUCCCCGGGCCACCGUACCAGAUGCUGUGCUCAAGUGUCGGACGGCGGGCAUCAGGGUGAUCAUGGUGACAGGUGACCACCCAAUCACUGCCAAGGCCAUAGCUGCCAGUGUGGGCAUCAUCUCGGAGGGCAGUGAGACAGUUGAGGACAUUGCUGCCCGCCUCCGUGUGCCAGUGGAGCAGGUCAAUCGUCGGGAUGCUCGUGCCUGUGUGGUGAAUGGGGCCCAGCUGAAGGACAUGGACCCAGCUGAGUUAGUGGAGACCCUACGCAUGCACCCAGAGAUGGUGUUUGCUCGGACCAGCCCCCAGCAGAAACUUGUCAUUGUGGAGAGCUGCCAGCGGCUGGGAGCGAUAGUGGCCGUGACCGGGGACGGGGUGAACGACUCCCCUGCCCUGAAGAAGGCGGACAUCGGCGUAGCCAUGGGCAUCGCGGGCUCAGACGCCGCCAAGAACGCGGCCGACAUGAUUUUGCUGGACGACAACUUCGCUUCCAUCGUUACUGGCGUGGAGCAAGGGCGUCUGAUCUUCGACAACCUCAAGAAGUCAAUCGCUUACACGCUGACCAAGAACAUCCCCGAACUGACCCCCUAUCUCAUCUAUAUCACUGUCAGCGUGCCCCUGCCCCUGGGAUGCAUCACCAUCCUCUUCAUUGAGCUGUGCACUGACAUCUUUCCCUCAGUGUCUCUGGCCUACGAGGCGGCAGAGAGCGACAUCAUGCACCUGCGGCCUCGCAACCCCAGACGCGACCGGUUGGUGAACGAGCCGCUGGCUGCCUAUUCUUACUUCCAGAUAGGUGCCAUCCAGUCCUUUGCUGGCUUCACUGAUUACUUCACAGCCAUGGCCCAGGAGGGCUGGUUCCCCCUGCUCUGUGUGGGCCUGCGGCCCCAGUGGGAGAAUCACCACUUACAGGACCUGCAGGACAGCUAUGGCCAGGAAUGGACCUUCGGCCAGCGUCUCUACCAGCAGUACACCUGUUAUACCGUGUUCUUCAUCAGCAUCGAGAUGUGUCAGAUAGCAGACGUGCUCAUCAGGAAGACCCGCCGGCUCUCUGCCUUCCAGCAGGGCUUCUUCCGGAACAAGAUCUUGGUUAUUGCCAUCGUAUUCCAGAUCUGUAUUGGCUGCUUUCUCUGUUACUGCCCGGGAAUGCCCAACAUCUUCAAUUUCAUGCCCAUCCGGUACCAGUGGUGGCUCGUCCCAAUGCCCUUCGGCCUUCUCAUUUUCAUCUAUGAUGAGAUUCGAAAGCUAGGCGUGCGCUGCUGCCCAGGAAGCUGGUGGGACAAGGAGCUGUAUUAUUAA